AUGGAAUCUGAUCCAACAAUUAACACACCUACAAAUCCUUUACCAGAAUCUGCAUCAUCCAAUUCGGUCUCAAAUCAAUGUGUUGUACCCCCUCCGGUUGUUGCGGCUCCACCCCAACCGGCCAGUGUUGUUACCAUACCCGUACCCGUGGUUAAUAACGAAGGCACCUAUGCUUAUGUAACUGUCAAAGGUUCACUGCAUGAUCGUUCGUGUCAAGUAUUUGGUCUUAACGAUACUGAAUUACAGGCUCUGUCGAAACGUUUUGAGAAUGGCAUUAAACCCGUGGUCAAUGGUGUUAUGAUUGCUUGCCCACCCAUGAUUAUGAUGAACACCUUGGCCCAGCUAAGCUAUAAAGUUGUGUGCAGUUCGGGUGAAGCUGAAAUUUGCUGGACCAUGCAACGUGAAAUUUAAAC
Molecule: messenger RNA, 413 nt
Organism: Musca vetustissima
Lineage: Eukaryota; Metazoa; Arthropoda; Insecta; Diptera; Muscidae
Exons: 1
Coding region: 1-411 (136 amino acids)
Source: RefSeq, a predicted model, not a curated record